UUAGGUUAUCGCACAGCACUCAGUACACAACUUUACAAACAAGGGAGGAAAGGAGAGCGUACACACUCUGAGCGAAAUUCAGAGCGGCAUUCACAGCUUACUGGUCACCUACUGACGCCGGUGUACUCCACAAGGCUUCAGAAAAAGAAGUUAGCUGCAGGGAGAGGGGACAGCCACGAGUCCGCUGUGAUAAUGAGUCACAUCAAGAUAGACAUGAGCAGAAGUCAGCCGUGUGCAAGUACCGACCUGGAGGAGCCUGAGUACGAUGUGGUGGACAACCACGAGGGGACAUUCAAUGUACACAUCCUCCCGGCGAGACCAAUCAACGAAGAUAGAUUAUAUGCAGACAGGGAUCUCCCGAGGUCAACUUCUUCUCAGAACUUUUCAUCCGCUCAGAACCGUCCCAGAUGUCCGUCCAGAAACAUCCCUCGAGUUCCAGGACCCGCUGUAAACAGAGAGCUGAAGCCCACAAAAAGAAAAAACAAAUCAAAGAAGAGUCCCCCACCUGCACCCCCAGAGGAUCAGACCUCAGAGAGGUUUGCUCAGUCACCUCCGCCUUCUGUCCAGGAAAUGAUCGACCGUCUGACUGUGCACACCAUCAGUGACAGAGAUUUACAUCUGAGGAGAACUGAACAUGCAGACUUUGAGUCCCAUAACAGAGUUCGGCAGAGGGCUGAAAGUGUUUCAGGAGCUUCAAGUAACCAAAGGCAUUCUUUGGAUUUGGAUACCCAGGAUUUUGAAAAAAGAUCACCACAGGACUUGGAAAGGGUGCCGUCGAGACGCCACCACGAGUGGCCGCAGACUAAAGAAGACAUCGACCAGCAUGACUUUAUUCCAAUGCAAAAACCACAGAUCUACUGUGAAGAAGACUGGUAUGUCGGGGCCUGUAAACGUACAGAUGCUGAGCAUGCUUUACACCUGGUGAACAAGGACGGAGCUUUUUUAGUUCGAGACUGCUCUACCACCAGUAACAGUGAACCCUUGGUCUUAGUUGUGUAUCAUCAGAAGAAAGUCUACAAUGUAAAAGUUCGGUACAUAGAGAGCGUCAACAAGUACGCGCUGGGAACAGGACAAAGAUCCAAUGAUGUGUUUGACUCUGUGGAACAAAUCAUCAAAUUUCACUCCAUAUUCCCCAUAAUAUUCAUCAGCGGGAGAAAUGUGACCGGGACUAAAUACCCGGAUAACUGUGUCCUGACAUGUCCGAUUACCAAACAGGAUCUGGAUCAGCUUCUACAGUAACACUUCAAGAAGAUCGACUGAAUGCUUUUUCUAAAUAAAGUUUUGGUUUUUUUCAAGGCCAUUUCAUUUGAAGCUGUGUAGCUACAGCCUGGCUGAUUCUUUCUUUUAAUCGUGUUUUGGUUUAUUUGAAAGUUUUCUGAAACUGAAUGUAAAUUUGAUACAUUUUUAAUCUUCAUGAUUAGCUUCAUUUAUUUAAAAUUAAGCAAAAUGAAACUUGAAUGCAGUCAUUUUCUGAACGUUAACAUGAAAUAAAUGUCUACAAAUAAUCACUUAGAAUAUACAUUU
Messenger RNA from Oryzias melastigma (Indian medaka), 1524 nucleotides. RefSeq names its product cytokine-dependent hematopoietic cell linker. Gene Ontology annotation, biological process: cell surface receptor protein tyrosine kinase signaling pathway; intracellular signal transduction. Lineage: Eukaryota; Metazoa; Chordata; Actinopteri; Beloniformes; Adrianichthyidae. The record is from RefSeq and is a predicted model, not a curated record. The coding region runs from base 193 to 1239 and encodes 348 amino acids. The transcript is spliced from 17 exons.